Molecule: messenger RNA, 417 nt
Organism: Choloepus didactylus (southern two-toed sloth)
Lineage: Eukaryota; Metazoa; Chordata; Mammalia; Pilosa; Megalonychidae
Gene: TSHB
Product: thyroid stimulating hormone subunit beta
Exons: 2
Coding region: 1-417 (138 amino acids)
Biological process (GO): G protein-coupled receptor signaling pathway
Cellular component (GO): extracellular region; cytoplasm
Molecular function (GO): hormone activity
Source: RefSeq, a predicted model, not a curated record
AUGACUGCUAUCCUCCUGAUCUCCAUGGUUUUUGGCCUUGCAUGUGGGCAAGCAAUGUCUUUUUGUGUUCCAACUGAGUAUAUGAUGCACGUCGAAAGGAGAGAGUGUGCUUACUGCCUAACCAUCAACACCACCAUCUGUGCUGGAUAUUGUAUGACACGGGAUAUAAAUGGAAAGCUGUUUCUUCCCAAAUAUGCUCUAUCCCAGGAUAUUUGUACAUACAGAGACUUCAUCUAUAGGACUGUGGAAAUACCAGGAUGCCCCUACCAUGUUGCUCCUUAUUUCUCUUACCCUAUUGCUAUAAGCUGUAAGUGUGGCAAGUGUAAUACUGACUAUACUGACUGUAUACAUGAGACCAUCAAGACAAACUACUGUUCCAAACCUCAGAAGUCCUAUAUGGGGGGAUUUUCUGUCUAA